GUCUCUGUAGCUAACUGCUACGCUUUAGAAGUGGGAGUUACUUAACGUUAGAGUUCACUGACAGCUGUUGGUAGGAAGUAAAGUUACACGGGAACCACCAGCUACUGGGGAGACGAGGAAUCCGAUAUCGGACAAGAUUCUCGAAAUUAUACCUAAAUGUGUCAUAGUAAAGAGUCGAACUGAGCGUUGCUGUUUUUUCAGACGUUGUCGGUCACCGGGUCAAUUUGACGGUCGCGGUGAACGUCGACGUUUAACGUUAGCCACUGGUGUAACGCUAAUACGUUUACGUUACAGUGACUUCAUCAGCGGCAGUUCAACUUGAAGGCACAAGACCCUCGCCGGAUAUCCGGACGUUGUCUCUCGCUAAUUUAGCCACUAGUUUACAUGGCAACGCUAAUAAAAUGUAAAGGGCAGGCUGUUUUUAAAGUAGUAUGAUGGAGUACGUCGUUACAAGCGUCAGUGAGCUAGUUGCCAGUGAGAUGGCAUGUUCUUGUCCGAUAAUGGAUCCAGCGAAACGCUGUAUCACGAGGCGUGGAUUUGCCUCUUUAACUAUGGUUUGAGAGGUCUGUGCCGCUCCACGUGUGUAUCGACCCAUUCAAAUGCAAAUACUAUCCAACCUCAAACAUUUGCUAACUGGACGUACAGCGGAACAUGUUUGUUGUUUGCAAUGGCGGGAUGCCCAGUUGCUAUAGCAUCUAGUUACGUUAACCUACUUCAGCUAACUUAACGCUAGCUUGAUGCGCCAUAUGGUCGAGCUGUAAGCAUUGAUUAGUGUGGUCUGUUCACAAUUGGAUUAACCAACGUCUGUCACCAUGAACUACUGUCAAAACAUUGUAGUAACGGUGGCAAGUUUAGCUUAAAUGACAUGCCAACGUUAUAACGAAGCUUUAGCAACGUUAACUGUGUUAAUUAAAGCAAAUUAGAGUCUUACUCAAUUAUAACUGUUACAUUUGAUUGGGUUGAAGUUGACAUGUAAUGUCCAUGUACCACUGGGUACAUAGGAGCCACACAGACCCUCACUUAGACAGACCAGCAUUUGUGAAGCUGAAACCCCUCCCUUUUGGGUACCGUAAAACACUGUAUGUUACGCCUGUGUGAGAGAUUAAACUUAUUUCAUGCCAUGUCAUUUCCACAACUGUGCCAAUACUAGUGUUCUCUAUGAUUAAGUAAACAAUAAUUUUUCUACUGAUAAAACAAGUAAAUAGGAGCCUGUCAUAAGAACCGGACACACAGACGCAGAGUUGAAAGAACUGCCCUUCAAUGGCCAACUCCACCCCUUGGCUUGAUGUGUUGUGAUAGAGAAGUGAGUGGACCAGAACUACUGUAGUCAAUUCCCAUGGAGGACACCCAGCCCAAACCUGCUACGCCGGAGCCGAGUCCUGCACCCAGCCCAGCACCUAGUCCAGCACCCAGUCCAGCACCCAGCCCGUUGCUGGAUAGAAUUGCUUUGCCAGCAGCAAAUCAUGUGGAGCACCUGAAUGUGAACCAGAUCCAGGUGGUGGUACGGCGCUGCUCCAGUCCAAAUGUCACAGAGGAAACCACCUAUUUUAUUCCACGCAACCCUGUGGUGGAUGCCGGCACCAACACAGACCCGCCAGUUGUCUGCUGCCCUUUGCUUCGCAGAUUUUGCCCAUGUCCUCCAAGAGGCCUUCUGGCCUCUCUUGUUACCAAAGUCCUUUUGGCAGGUGUGCUCUUUGGAGUGGUUUGGUCUAUCACAGAGGACGAAUGUCUUCCAGGGGGAAACCUGUUUGGCAUCACAGUGCUCUUCCUCUGCGCACUCCUCGGUGGCAAAUUGGUGGCUCUCAUCCGUUUGCCCAAACUUCCACCAUUCCCACCCCUCCUUGGUAUGCUUCUGAUGGGUUUCCUGCUGAGAAACAUCCCAGUUGUAACAGACGGGGUGUACAUCGACUUCAGAUGGUCUGCCUCUCUGAGGAACAUUGCUUUGGCUGUCAUUCUGGCCAGAGCAGGUCUGGGAUUGGACCCCUCGGCUCUCAGGAAACUAAAAUCCGUGUGUGUCCGUGUGGCAAUGGGGCCCUGCAUAAUAGAGGCCUGCACCACAGCUCUGGUCUCUCACUUCCUCAUGGGCUUGCCCUGGGUGUGGGGCUUCAUUCUCGGCUUUGUGCUUGGCGCUGUGUCUCCAGCAGUGGUGGUUCCCUCCAUGCUGCUGCUGCAGAAGGACGGUUAUGGCCUGGAGCAGGGCAUCCCCACCCUGCUGAUGGCAGCAGGCAGCUUCGACGACAUUCUUGCCAUCACUGGGUUCACCACAUGCUUGGGCAUGGCCUUCGCCACAGGUUCCACUUGGUACAACCUCCUGAGAGGUGUGCUGGAGGUGGCCGGUGGUUUGGUUGUUGGGAUUCUUCUCGGCUUCCUCAUCCAAUACUUUCCUAGUGUUGACCAGAAACACUUAGUGAUGAAGCGAUCCUUCUUGGUGCUGGGCCUGUCCGUCUUUGCUGUGUUUGGCAGUGGUGUGGCUGGGUUCCCUGGCUCUGGAGGCCUCUGCACCCUGGUGUUGGCAUUCCUGGCUGGGGUCGGUUGGGGUAAAGAUAAGGAACGUGUGGAGGAAGUGGUGGGGUGGGCGUGGGACGUGUUUCAGCCACUACUCUUCGGACUAAUUGGAGCAGAGAUUCGCGUGUCACAGUUGGAGGGACACACAGUUGGUCUGGGUAUAGCCUCUCUGCUCAUUGCCCUGAUGGUUCGAAUGCUGUUCACCUUUGUUUGUGUGUUGGGUGCUGGCUUUACCAUGAAGGAGAAACUAUUCAUAGCCCUAGCGUGGAUGCCCAAAGCCACAGUGCAGGCAGCUAUAGGCUCCACAGCUCUGGACAUGGCCAGGACAAAGGACGACACGCAGCUGCAGAAGUACGGAAUGGAUGUGCUGACUGUGGCUGUGCUCGCCAUCCUUCUCACAGCCCCUGUAGGAGCUCUUAUCAUAGGGCUCUCUGGACCUCGUCUGCUACAGAAACCGAAGAACUCAGCCUGUGGCACUGCAGCAGGAGGCGAAGAUGACAAUGAGACUCCCGUCACCUAUGAAAGUACACUCUGACACCACCUGUCUUUAUCCAGCGAGCGAGGACAUUUAAAGAGACUUCCCAUAUGCUUUCAUACCUUGGAUAUUUGAACUUUCCUUCAGCCACUGAGUGGCCCUCUUUGUCUGUCUACCGGUCAGCUCCUGCCGUUUGCAAUCCUGCAGGAACACAUGAAUCAUUCUAUAUUUAUAGCCUCUGGUGGUUUCCAGGCCUCAGGCUACAAACAAAUGACCUACAUCUGAGUGUCUGCAUCAUCCUGCUGUUUGAACAGUGUGUAAGAGUUUUGUUUCUGUUCCCAAAUGAAAGUGUGAGGCAUAAAUAUGGUUUACAUUUUUCUAAAGGUGGAUAUUGUUCCUACCGGUCAUAUUAUUUGCCCAUUUCUUCUUAUGACUACCAAUCUGUAAAAAUUGACUGUAUUUGGACGUGAACAGGUGGUAAUACUGUAUUUUGUGCUAUAAGCAGUUACUUUUGGAGAGUUACAAUAAUGAAUGUACUGACAGUAGUAAUGUUUUAUCAUUUUUAGACUACCCGGUUGACAUACGUUUAAGUCUUUAGGCGUUCCACAGUCAGUACGAUAUUUUUACAGCUAUGUAUUUGUGUAUGAGAUGUUUUAUUAAAAUAUGUAUUAGCAGUGUGUCUUGCUGAUGAGAAUGGUUGGCGUAUACAAAGACUGCGGAGAAUAAAUAAUUCAAAGUA
Messenger RNA from Thunnus maccoyii (southern bluefin tuna), 3719 nucleotides. RefSeq names its product sodium/hydrogen exchanger 9B2. The transcript is spliced from 12 exons. Lineage: Eukaryota; Metazoa; Chordata; Actinopteri; Scombriformes; Scombridae. Gene Ontology annotation, cellular component: membrane. The record is from RefSeq and is a predicted model, not a curated record. The coding region runs from base 1337 to 3040 and encodes 567 amino acids. Gene Ontology annotation, biological process: proton transmembrane transport. Gene Ontology annotation, molecular function: antiporter activity.